CGCCACUUCAUGAGUUUAGUAACAUUGGCGAGUGACAAGGAGUACUAAUUUAAGCAACUCUGAUUGGAACGAAAUUUGACAUUUGUAGAGAACGAAAAAAUUUCUCGGUUGAGAGUUACCAAAAUUCAGGUGUCACAGAUUUGAGAACGAAAAAAAGUUCACCAUUUGAAUUACCAAAAUGACUAACGCUCCUGCUGUUUCCAACAAUGCUCCCCUUAUGCGCGGCUUGCAUAAUGCCCAAACAAAACGUGGUUUGGCCAUUGCUAUUGGUUUGACUGCCGUCGUCACAACAGCUUUCAAACUGUUUGUGAAUAACCCCAAAAAAGAAGCCUACGCUGAAUUCUACAAGAACUACGAUGCGCAGAAAUCUUUUGAACGCAUGAAGGCCAAUGGUCGCUUCCAAUCAUGCUAAAUACAGUGUUUUGUAUCUGUAUGACGGGGAAGCAUUUAGCUAAUUAUCGCUAGUUCGUAGCUUUAAAACAGUAUGAUUGAAAUGAAAUAAAAACAAGAAAUCUGUGAAA
Molecule: messenger RNA, 521 nt
Organism: Musca domestica (house fly)
Lineage: Eukaryota; Metazoa; Arthropoda; Insecta; Diptera; Muscidae
Gene: cype
Product: cytochrome c oxidase subunit 6C-1
Exons: 3
Coding region: 179-412 (77 amino acids)
Source: RefSeq, a predicted model, not a curated record